CCCCCCCCCCACGACUCAUAAUGGCACAUCUGGACAUGCCCAGCUGAAAAGGACACAUAAGUCAUGCCCCCCGCCGGAACGUUUCUGCGUGGCACAUAAGGAACGUGGACGCGAGGAUGGGCCAAGACACGAUAGAUCCCGCGCGGAACCGGGAUCCUUCAUUCCCCGACGGGACCGCGCCCUCUUCCGCUUGGCUGCGGCAGGGCCCUUGUCACCACUUCCCGGGAUGCGAUGCUAUAUCCCUGUCGGGGCCUUGGCUCUUCGAUCGCGGGAAAGAAAAGCAUGACGGCCUUUCUUCCGCGCGGAUUUCCGUGAUCCAGAAGCUCUCCCUGGUUUCCCGAAUGUUCCCCCCGCCAACUCCUGAGGGGUCCGGUUCAGCGAGAAACGAUUCGAUUCCUAGGACGCAAAGCUUUGCGCCUGUUCUUCCUUCACCCCCUGGGUCCAGAGCCGUCUUCUAUCUACACGUAUACCAAGGCUCAUCUCUUGUCUGCCACGUGUCUGUCGUUCGACAUAAUACCGGCUGGCCAUGCAUUCAACGGCCCUCACGCCUCCCUCACCCGAGGUGUUUCGACUCACUCGCCGCCGGCAUCUUGCCGCGGGGGGAGCCGGUUCGUCGCAGAGUCUUUUCGAGAGCACCUUGCAUGAUCGAACGCCGUGACGGGUUAAUAGGUCUGCCCACCCAUCCUAGGUCAGAGGUGUGUGGGAGCAUGUC
Molecule: messenger RNA, 712 nt
Organism: Colletotrichum navitas
Lineage: Eukaryota; Fungi; Ascomycota; Sordariomycetes; Glomerellales; Glomerellaceae
Exons: 3
Source: RefSeq, a predicted model, not a curated record